This is a messenger RNA of Lobosporangium transversale, 2416 nucleotides long. Its product is annotated as glycogen synthase. Gene Ontology annotation, cellular component: cytoplasm. The transcript has 6 exons. Bases 158 to 2326 code for a protein of 722 amino acids. Gene Ontology annotation, molecular function: alpha-1,4-glucan glucosyltransferase (UDP-glucose donor) activity. The record is from RefSeq and is a predicted model, not a curated record. NCBI's taxonomy places the organism in Eukaryota, Fungi, Mortierellomycota, Mortierellomycetes, Mortierellales, Mortierellaceae. Gene Ontology annotation, biological process: glycogen biosynthetic process.
GCUUUCUCUCACCGCCUUCCUUUGUCUUUUGACACCGUCUCUUUUUCUUUUUAGUCCUUUCUCCUUUUCUUCUUUCCUUUCUUCACUUCUCUCAUUCACUUGCAUUCAGUGGCUCAUUUCUUUUUCUUUUUCACCUUCACCUUUAUUUUUUUCACAUAUGCCAGAAAUGACAAUGGAAAAGCAACAUAGAAACGUUCACAAGCCUCUUCUCUUUGAGAUCGCUUGGGAGGUUGCUAACAAAGUUGGAGGAAUCUACACUGUCCUCAAAUCCAAGGCGCCUGUUACUUGCCAUGAAUAUGGUGAUCGCUAUACAAUGAUUGGGCCUUUGUCCUACAAGACCGCACCUUUGGAGGUUGAAACACUCGAACCUGAUACGCCUGAACUUCGCUUGACACUUGAAUCCAUGAAAGAACGUGGCGUCAAGUUUUUAUACGGUCGUUGGUUGAUCGAGGGUGCACCUAAGGUGCUUUUGUUCGAUACCGGCUCAGUCUACCAUAAACUGGAUGAGUGGAAGGGCGAUCUCUGGAAUGUAGCCGGGAUCCCCUCACCACCCAAUGAUCAUGAAACAAACGAGGCUAUUCUCUUUGGCUACCUUGUAGCCUGGUUCUUGGGUGAGUUUGUUGCACACGAGCGCAAGGCGGUUAUUAUUGCUCAUUUCCAUGAGUGGCUCGCUGGUGUGGGUAUCGCUCUUUGUCGCAAACGUCAUAUCGACGUCACUACGAUCUUCACCACCCAUGCCACAUUGCUUGGCCGUUACCUCUGCGCUGGCUCCGUCGAUUUCUAUAACAACCUCAGGAACUUUGAUGUAGACCACGAGGCAGGCAAACGUGGUAUCUAUCAUCGUUACUGUAUCGAACGCGCUGCUACUCACUGCUGCGAUGUCUUUACUACUGUCUCUCACAUUACUGCUUACGAAGCUGAGCAUCUGUUGAAGCGCAAGCCAGAUGGUGUAUUGCCCAAUGGUUUGAAUGUGGUUAAAUUCUCGGCCAUGCAUGAGUUCCAAAAUUUACAUGCGGUGUCAAAGGAGCGUAUCCACGAUUUUGUACGCGGACACUUUUAUGGUCACUACGAUUUUGAUCUCGACAAUACCCUCUAUUUCUUCACUGCUGGACGAUAUGAAUACCGUAACAAGGGUAUCGAUAUGUUUAUUGAAUCUCUCCAACGCUUGAACGAGAAAUUAAAGGCCGCUGGCUCGUCGACCACUGUGGUCGCCUUCAUCAUUACCCCCGCUGAAACGCACUCAUUCACAGUUGAGACUCUCAAAGGUCAAGCUGUCGUCAAGCAGCUGAAGGAAACUGUUCACGAUAUUGCUCAGCGCAUGGAAACUCGUUUGUUCGAAAAGGCUGCUCGUGGUGGUGAUGUUACCACGACCCAGUUCUUGACCAAUGAGGAUCAGAUCUUGCUCAAACGCCGUACUUUUGCAUUGAAGCGGUCGACUUUGCCGCCAAUUGUCACGCACAACAUGGCUGAUGACAGCAAAGACCCUGUUUUAACUCAACUGCGUCGCCUCGGUCUCUUCAACCACCCAUCAGACCGUGUCAAGAUUGUUUUCCAUCCCGAGUUCAUCAAUUCCAACAACCCAUUGUUCGGCCUUGACUACGAAGAGUUUGUCCGUGGUUGCCAUUUGGGAGUCUUCCCUUCAUAUUAUGAGCCUUGGGGCUAUACUCCCGCAGAGUGCACAGUCAUGGGAGUCCCCAGUAUCACGACCAAUUUGUCUGGUUUUGGAUGCUUUAUGGAUGAUAACAUUGUGGACUCAUCUGAAUAUGGUAUCUACAUUGUAGACCGUCGUAUGAAGUCUGUGGAAGAGUCGAUUCAACAAUUGGCAGAACAGAUGUUAAUGUUCUGCAACAAGUCUCGCCGUCAGCGUAUCAACCAACGUAACCGUACAGAACGUCUGUCGGAUCUCUUGGAUUGGAAACGGAUGGGAUUGGAAUAUAUCAAAGCUCGUCAAUUGGCAAUGAGGAGAGCUUACCCCGAUUCCUUUGAUGAUGACUACUUUGGUGCUGCAGAACAGGGUGGCCCUCGUACUAAGGUUCCUAACCCCCGCUCAGCGCCUGGAUCACCGCGUAUCCGCACACCUCAAGAAGGAUCUGAAGCGGAAUUGACUUUAGCUAAUAUGUCGAUCCAUGAUCGUGAGAGAUAUCUUCAGUACAAGAUGCAAGGACAUGAUGAUGAUGAUGUAGAUCAGCAGAUCAAGGUCCCUUUCCGUCGCCAGUCGACACGUGAGGAGUUGUUGGCAGAAGGCGAGUUUGAGGUUGCGGAUGAGGCUGGAGAUAACGCUGUUACGAAUGGUCAUUACAAGUCGGGCAGCAAUGGUGUCAGUUAAACCAAAUGUGCUUUGUUUUACCCAAACAAGCCUUAGAAGAUUUAUGUACUUUGCCAAAUUUAUCCUUUAUCCUUAUCCUUUAUCCUUUUC